AUGGAGACCAUCUACGAUGAGAUAGAGAUAGAGGAUUUCACGUACGAUGCUACUACGGGACUCUUCCAGUAUCCAUGUCCCUGUGGAGAUCGUUUUGCCAUCACUAUGGAUGAUUUGAAGGAUGGCGAAGAUAUUGCAGUGUGUCCCAGUUGUUCGCUAAUGGUUCGAGUUAUUUUCGAGCCAGAAGACCUUGAGGAGUAUGAA
Messenger RNA from Sungouiella intermedia, 204 nucleotides. NCBI's taxonomy places the organism in Eukaryota, Fungi, Ascomycota, Pichiomycetes, Serinales, Metschnikowiaceae. The record is from the annotation of a GenBank genome assembly.